AGCACUUCGAGCGGGACAGGCACAGGCACGUCGAGCAGUGCAGAAGCGACGGGUACGGAGGGGCCUUGUGGUGCCCAGUGCGCGUCCGCCAGUGAUCAGGCGGCAGGACAGCUUAUCACAGCUUGCGAUGUCUCGGAUACGGCCUGCAUCUGCGAUGCUACUUCGAUGCUCUCUGCCGGAUGCCUGACCUGCACAUUGACCGAAGCCGGCAUUACAGCGGCUGAGUUUGAUGCAGCCUGCGGCGCCGCCGCUAGUACCCUGUCCGGCAGUACUAGUACAACAGCAACACGUGCCACAAACACCGCCGGUAUCUCUACGACCAGUCAGAGAGUGUCAUCAGGGAGCAGCGGCUCGUCGACCAGGAGCAGCACUUCGACUAGUGGCUCUUCAGCGUCUUCGCCAAGUACUACGCAGAGUCGGGCUGCGGCAGUGGGCACCAAGAGUUCGGGUGCACUUUUGGCCGCUGUAGCUGUUUUGGUGGGCAUUGUCAUGGCAUAAGGUAUCUUCAUUUGGACUAUUAUUUUCGAUUUGAAAGACACGAUCCUUGAGAUUCCAAGGACUCGG
Molecule: messenger RNA, 564 nt
Organism: Dacryopinax primogenitus
Lineage: Eukaryota; Fungi; Basidiomycota; Dacrymycetes; Dacrymycetales; Dacrymycetaceae
Exons: 3
Coding region: 166-498 (110 amino acids)
Source: RefSeq, a predicted model, not a curated record